Molecule: messenger RNA, 15323 nt
Organism: Equus caballus (horse)
Lineage: Eukaryota; Metazoa; Chordata; Mammalia; Perissodactyla; Equidae
Source: RefSeq, a predicted model, not a curated record
GAUGUUAGCUCAGGGAUAAUCUUCUUCACCAAAAAAAAAAAAAAAAAAAAGACAGAGAGAUGAAGCUGUCGUAAGGAUCUAAAAAGUUCAUCCAUAAAGCACAGCGGCGCCCGCAUGGAGUCGGUCCCACCUCAGUGUCUGUGAUGUACAAAUGCCAGACUUUCUCCUCCUGGGACAAGUGCCCUUCUCUACCUAACCUCAUCCCUUCAUUCAUUCAUUCAUUCAUUCAUUCAACGCGUAUCCACUGAGCACCCACUCUGCGCCAGGUACCGUUCCAGGGGCACGGAGGGUGGGGGAGAGGGGGUCCAAGUGUGGGGACCCCGCAGGGCGCACACGAGUUCCUGCCCUUGUGGCCUGACGCUCUGGAGAGGCCAAAAUAAAGGAAAGAAGAAGAGACACAGGACUCCGACCCUGACAACACAGAGGCCCCCAGGUCCCCUGGAUGAAAUGCUUCGGGUCCCCAUUUUCCGCUCUUCCAGAGCUCGGCCCCACCGCCCCUCCCCAAGUCCCGAGGGUCCCAGGCAGGACCCUCCUGAGGGAGCCCCGGCGCAGGGGGACACCCCAUGGCCCAUCUGAGCUGUGGCUCAGACAAGGUGGUUGAGUUUGUAAAGUUACCUCUCCUCUGAAACCAAACCAGAACCCGGUUAAACGGGCCAUUCUUACUGGGGCCCCGGGAUAAACUGGGGCCACUCCCGGGGCCUGGCCACGCCCCUGCCCUCGCUCCUCCCCUGCUCACUCCUCCGCCAUCGGCUGAGCCCCGUUCCUCAAAGCCGGUUCAGGCUUCUUCACCCCAGGCCUCUGCCCUCGCUGGUCCGGUUUCCCUGCUUCGAAUAAUUCCCUCCGCUCCUGGAGCUCCCCUGCCUGUGAGCAUGGCUUUGCCCCCGAGCCUCGCCCAGGGGACACGUACUUGCUUUAUAUCAAGAACACCGUCCAUACGUAACCUGCGCUCUCACCUGUGAGCGCUCACCUGGCGCUUAUUUCCUCACUGGCUCCUCUUCUAGCUUCCCAGGGUGGGCACCAGCAGCUCGGCUUUGCAGAGAAGGAAACAGAGGCACAGGGGGGCACAGACUUGGAGCUCCAUUCACGAAGGCAGCCACUCCCCUCUUCCACCUCCUACCUCUGUGCCCAUCCUCCUUGCUAACAGAAUCCUAGUUUUGUGCAGAGUAGCAAUAUACCUAGCCUCAGACAAAAAUACUUGCUUUCCCAGGCUGCUUUGCAGCUGGGGUCCCAAGGUUGCACAGUUCUGGCCCACAAGACACAAGUGUUAGUCAGCUGGAGAGGUGGCUUCUGUGAAAGUUUUUGUUUUCUUCCAUAAAAAAAAAAAAGAUAGACCCAGCCAACACUGCUCUUUGUCCCAUCCCCUUCCCUGAUGAAUACUGAUGAGAUGUCUGGAGCUGCAGCAGCCAUCUUAUGAACAUGAAGCCACAAGUGUGAUGAUACAGGCUAACAUGCUAAGGAUGGGAGAGGAGAAAGAGAAAAAGAGCCUGGAUCCUUGACAACUUUGUUUGGCAGCUGAACCAAUGCCAAUGGCUGCCUUGUUACAGGAAGAAAAUGAAAAUGAAACCACCUGUUUAUUUACUCUACGGUUGGUCAAGCCUUCUGCUAUUGUUAGCUGUAGCUGACGGCACUUGUAACUUGGGUCUUAGGACUCCUAACCCUGUGCUCUUUCUACUGAGUCAUCUGCCCAGCAGUCACCAGACAUGGGGUGAGUCACUCGUUUCUGCUCUGCAAAGUGGUGGAGGACCAGCAGCCCUUCAGAUCAGAAAGAGAGACCUUGAGGCAAGUCAGCGAGGAGGCUGUUUAGAAACACGAAGAACUGUUGGUUGUGGGCAGGAGCUGACAACACGGGGAGGCUCCCUCAUUCUGUUACCGAAACCAAAGUGGGUUGGUUCCCUCCUGGCGAGUUAAAUCAGACUCGCCACCAGAAGCAGGUGUCUCACAAAGUCAAGUCUAUUUGCGGUAAAUAGGAGACCACGAGAACCAUUUCCAGAGUCAUGGCUUCCCGAACAAGGGGAAGCAGGGACUUUUAUUUCGGACGGGGAAUGAAUAUUCAAAAGGGAGAGGCGGGUAUUCGCUUGUACAGGCUCAGCUGGAAAACACACUUCCACAUACACUGCAGGCGAUGGUAAUGAGGCCUGAGCUCCUCCUGGAGAGACCUUCGCAUUAGAAAGCAGGCAAAGGUCACAGGCAUAGCUCUCUCGCGGUGAGGCUUGGUCUGAUUCAGGCUGGUUGUUGACUGCCUCUCCUCAACAUAACCAAAGGAAAAAAACCCAAUUUGGAACAACAGUUAAAUGCCUCCAAACCCACCCUUGAGUUCCUCGGGGCAAACAGUCAGUGACAAGUGACUCCUGAGCACCCAGCAGCACCAGGCCUGGGCUGGGUAUGGGGCUCCAGCAUCAGACUUGGUCCUGGUGAUGAAAUCAUCGCCCGGGGCACGGAAAGCACCUGCCAGCACGACCACUGCAUGCUGGGCUCUCGUCUCAGCGCCGGGCUGCUCCUGUUCCUGCCUCCAAAGCAGAGGCCCUAGGUGCCCCUGGCUGCUCCCAUCCCCCCUCCCAGCAUCCACUGCUCACCAGGCCUGGAGACUUCGGCCUUCCAGUACAUGUCAAACCACCCCCUGAUUAGCCCACUGGCACUCCCUGCCCCAGCCCUUGCGUCUCUACCCUGGACAGUAGCCGUGGCGUCCUCACUGGCCUCCAUUCUCUCUGCCUCUAGUGACCUCCACCAGGAAGCUGGGAGGAUCGUCCUCCUUUGCAAACAAUGGUGCCGCUCAGGAGGCGCUCCUACUGCCUUCAAAACUGCCGAGACAACCACUGAUUCAUUCAGUCACCUAAUCAUUCAGCAAACAGUUGUGGAGACGGUGUGCCAGACCCUGGGUGUGAGGGUGCGUCGAGUGUGGGCCUGCGUUCAGGAGCCGACCGCCCUGCGUGGGGCGCCCAGAGAGCCCAGGGAAAAGGUCCCUCUGCCUGGAUGCUCCCCACGACCGUGGCCGGUACCCCGCACCUAGGGCAUGUUGGACAAGGGUUUGUUGUUUGUAUAAAUGGAUAAGCAGGUGGAAGAUGGACUUUCAUGGAGAGAGAGACCCGACCUUCCAGGACCCAGCUGAGCUCGGCAUUCCGACCACUGAUGCCAACGCGCCAGUCCUGUAUGCCGGCCUUGGAGGUGCCGGCCCAGCUGAGUCCCCAGAUGACAGCAGCCUCGGCCACAAGGGCCACCGGCCUGAGCCCGGCCAGCUCGCGGAAUCCUAAGAGAGGGUAAAAUGACACCCCGAGACAGUGACUUUCUGGGCCCGGAGUCCCGCUCUCUCUCCCUUCAAUCUCUUACUUCUCCUCCUUACCAUCUUUACUCCCCUCGCCGCCCAAGAAAUCUUCACCUCUGGGGACAUCGGACCCUCCAGGCCUCGUGGGAUGUGGGAGGCAGGGCAGGGCUGGCUCUGGGGAGGGGCUGGAGAUCUAGGAAGGUUCUAGAAGACUUCUGAAGGCCUCAAGGGAGGUGACACGGUGAGCUAUCGUCCACCUAACCUGAAGUGCAGUUCAAUUCAGUCCUGCUUGCUAACUGCGUGUUCCACGCCAAGCUGUGCCGGCAGUUGGAGGCGCCGAGACAGGCGAGACCUGCCCUCCGCUCCCCACAGGCUCAGAGGCCGGGGGAGAGACAGACGUGAACCUCGACACCUGCCAUUCGACUUGUUCCACACACCGCAGAAGUGUAUGCAAAACAAAAAGGAAGAGACUCUCGUCUCGGGCCAGAGCUGGGGGCAGAGAGGCCCCUGCCCCAGCACCCCCCCGCCCCCACCCCCUCGCCGUAAAGCAGCCACGACAGGAGGGAGAACAUGAAACAGAAACUCAGGCUCUCAUCUUCAGAGAAACCAGGAGACACCUGCACACGAUGGCGGAGAGCGGAUGGCAGGUGGCCAAUGGUUUAAUGGUUUCACAGAGCCCACGACAGGCAAGCUAAGUGUCUGUUCGGUGGCAGGGCAGGCCAGGGGUUGGAGACAGAAGAGAUGCCGACCAACUGGCCUCGCAGAACUCCAGCGGGCUCCGAGGCAGGGGACUCAGACACCACGGAGGGCAAGGCAGGAGGCUGAAAACAGGGGGUCGAUUGGAAGUCUCUUCAAGGACUGUUAGACCCCCGGUCUGCCUCCUGCACCGUGCAGCCAGGCGGCCACUCCUCCCUAACCCGGGCAGGGAAAUCAACCAGAGAGUUCCGGACCCAGGGACACCAGCUACGGUGUGAGGGGGAGUGAGGCCCCAGACUGCUGACUGAUGAGGUUGACUCCAUUCUGCGUAGAAGAUACUCGCUCCCUCCAGCCCCGCGGCCAGGGGAGGACUACUCCCCACUCCUCGGAAGCUGGCCUCCGUCCUGCGACUUGUUUUGGCCGCUGGGAUGUUAGCAUGCGCAUCACAAGGAGGCACCUGGGCUCUCCUGUGCUGAGAGAAGAUCACGCCCUGGUAAGCCUGCUGGUUCCAAGCAUGUAAAAGAAACAUGGAGCAGAGGUGUUCAGCUGACCCGCAGCCCUGCAGCCCAGCCUAGACCACCCACCCCGGCUGGCCUGCAGGCGUGCAGGGAAAUGUAUGCUUGCUGUCGUGUGACACGGAGAUUUCUGGGGCUGUUUGUCACCGAGCGACAGCUGACUCAACAGGGGGAUUCGGCAGAAGUCUGAAUACUGAACAGGGUGAGCUCAGCCCCUUCCUGGGCCCCGCUCGGGGAUGCUGGCAGCCGGGCAGACACUCAGCCCCGACAGAGAGCUGGACGGGAUCUGACCAUCCCAGAGAAAGUCUUACAGACACUGACAUCUGGUGACAUCUGGGUGUCCUUGACCAAAGAUCCCACUGUGCCUGCAGAGAUGUUCACUAUUUUACAAACUCUACCUUUCUACCUGGAGCUUCUAGUCUGAUUUUUAAUGCUUCAUUCUGAAAAAUGAAUAGAUCAUUAAAGAUGACUAGACAAUCUGGGAAAGCUCUAACGUGAACGAGACCCAUCAGACAGACAGAAAAAAGGAACUAGCAAGAAAUAGAGACACGGCAGCGACCAGAAGAAAACUGUAAAGAAAGAAUCAUUGUUAUCCUUGGAGAGGGAGGGAAAAUACACCACAAAUGAAUGCAGAGAACAGGAGACCGCUUGGAAAUUAAAAAUACGUUGAUUAAAAACUUAAAAAAAUAGAAGCAAUGGAAGAUAAAAUACAGUAAAAAACCCCACAAAACCCAGAACACACACACACACACACGCACACAAGAAACAAGAAAUUAAAGGAUUAAUCCAGGAGGCCAAUAGUCAAAUAAUAGGAAUUUCAGAAAAAAAAUAAUAGAAAAAUCUUUCCUACAACUUAAGUACACAAAUCUUCAGAUUAAAACAGUUCACUGAAUGCCCCGGACACUCGGUGCUGCAGGCGACAUGAGCCAUGUGUCAUGAAAUUACAGAAAUUUAGGGAUAAAGCAAAGAUCCUAGAAGCUUCCAGAAUGAAGAAAAAAGCCACCCAGUGUUACACACAGUGGAUUGAGAAUAAGAAUAGUGCCAAAUAUGGAAAGAUGCCUCCCACUGAGUCAAAGCGGUCCUCAACCUAGGAUCCUCUACCCGCCCAGGCUGUCACAAGUAUGAGGCGAGACUUAACUAUUUUCAAGCAGGUGUACUUUCUCAGGAAGUUACCAACAAAAUAAGGGAGUGAACCGUUAAAGAGGAAGACACGGGAUGAAGAAACAGGACCCACUGUGGGGAGAAGCUGAAGGGGGUCCUUAUGUGGCGGCGGAGAGAGAACCCAGCUGCACACAGGCAGGAGGAUGCGUGGACAGAUGGCAGGUCAGGCGUCUCCAAGAGAAAAUCGCCACCGAGCUUAGACCUGGGGAGUCCACCGUGCGGUUUUUAUGAAGCUGUAGGAGCGUGUGGAAAUACUCAGUGCAAGAAAACGAAGAUGUCGUAAAAAACGAAGCAAAUGAAAGAAAUGAGGCAAUUAUUAGCUCCUGGCAGAGCAAGAAAUAAUAUUUACAUUACAUUAAUAGUGGAAACACUGCGCAUUUACCAGAAAAUUACGUUAUGCUGAGAGGAGGAGGGGAAGGGAAGAGAGUGUGUGAGAAAUCUAAAAUCCUCAUCCACAUCACAGGGAGUCAGUAGAUGGCGUGCAACUGGGAAUCGAGAGAGAAAAGUCAACCGGAUAUUUAGCAAGAUGGAGACAAGUACAAGGAGAAAUAGCUAAGAGGGUGGAAUUGCCUCCCCCGAGGAAGGACGGAAGGACCGUCAGAGAAUGGGAAGGCUUCACGGCAGGUGACGCCUAAAGCUGUUGAAGGAUGAGGAGAGGGAUGGGGGAACAGCCUGUGCAAAGGGCUUGGGGCACGUGUGAGGCUCAGCCUGAAGCCCACGGUGCGUCAGAGAGAGAGGAAGGGGCCAGUGGGAAGAGGGGUGUCAGAGGCGGCUCCAUGGGGCACUCAGGCCACAGCAGGAAUUGUAGAUUUCAUUCUCCAGCAGCAGGUGGCCGCAGGACAGGCUCAAGGAGGAAGCAACUGGGGUGACUUGUAUUUUUAACAGACUCACUCUCCCUGCUGAGUUGAGAGCGAGGGCAGAAGCAGGGAGACCAACAAGAGGUGACGGUGGCUUGGACCGGAAGGAAGUUCAGGGUUGGAGAACUGCGGACCGGUUAGAAAGAUGAGAGCUCGAGGCAGAAGCAAUAAGGCUUGAUUCUGGGGGUGACCAGCUGACAAGCAUUUGCUUCAUCUGACCUGCACAGGAAGGCGGCCCGUUCUACUGAAGCAGAAAGUGCGGCGGGGUUUCACCAAGUCACGCAGCUUGACUGGGGCUCAGCCUCGCCUGCCCAGGCUCCCAGCCCCUCUCACCAACUGCAGGAGACGGCGAGGUGAGAGGACCAUGCUAAUAUGCAGCUCCUUGGUGUCCCUGGGAACUGCUGCUGUGAAAAGGGCUUAACUUACUCUACCUCACAGCAACCUAGGCAGCAGGUGUUGAAGAUGAGGACUGAGGCUCAGAGAGGUUAAGUCACACAUCUGAAGUCACACAGCCAGUAAGUGGCAAAGCUGAGAUUCAACCGCAGCAGGAGCCAGAUGAACUGGAGGACACCCUUGAUGGGGACUCCAGUGACAAAGCCCCGGGGGUCUGGGCUGGGGAGGCAUUUUGGCUCAUCUCAUCUUAUUUGAGAAGACAGACCUCAGCAUCAGUAGCUGAGGAUCCCGGCCUACACUGUGGUUGGCUCUGUCCUGGCUCUCAGGGACGAGAGGAGCCUCGGCUGGGCUCCUGGAAAACCACCUGUCUGAUGGUGGAGGCACAGUCGUCGUCUAGGGGAGCCCUCCAGUCUGAGGGUGGAGACGUGGCCCCAGUUUGAGGAGGCCAGGGUCUGGUGGGGGGAUGCAGCGUCAUCCUGUCUCAGGGAGGCAGGCCGAGCAGCCCACCCAGGAUGCCGGCGGGCAGGACAGCACUGAGGUGCCAGGUCCAGGCCUGAGCUUAGAGGACCUCAGGGCCAGGCAGGGCGGGGCCACCCCUUGGUCCCAGAUGCCCAGCAUCCCGCUCUUCAGAGCUCACAGGUGUGGAGGGCACUUCCUCUUUCUGCCCCGCCGCCCCCAGGAGGCGGGGCCGGUCAGGGGCCCCAGGGCCGCCUCCGCUGGGGAAGGCCCCUGAGUGGGAUGGUGUCUGACUCAGGACACAGCUGCCCGCAGCCUGGUGCCCAGGGUCGCAGCCUCCCCAGGCUUGGGCAGACGCUCAGCCCAGCACAGUCUCCCCUUCUCCCCGCCCUGCUGCUGACUGUCCAUCCAUCCUCUUCUCAUUAAACCCGCAGCAAACGCCUCCUGCGGGCGAGGCUGGGGCCGGGCCUGGGGACAAGGUGCAGACCCCCACAGAGUCUGUCUUUCUGACGCUCCCAGCCCAGCUCAGCGCAGUCUCGAUGAGCUCUGACGAGAGGCCGUGUGGGGCUGGGGGCUUUGGGAUGUCUAGGGCGGGGUCUGCAUCCAGAGCAGGGAGGGCUCCAGGAGGGGCCACCUGAAGGAAGACUUCGUCUCAUACACGGGGGUGGGGUGGUGUGAGACAGCGUCCGGGGCUGGCGGCACAGCCUGUGCAAAGGCCCUGAGGAGAACCAACACUCUCGCUGGUUCCUAAUUGCUGAGCCUUUGCAAAACACAGGUCAGGUCCCACAGCUCCUCUGCUUGCACCCUGCAAAGCUCCCAGCCCUCCCGACUGAGACAGCAAGGCCCCACGGGUUCCAGCCUGAGCGGCUCCCCCUGGCCUGCCUCCUCUCCAUCCAUGCUGGUCCCUUCCUGGUCCUCAAACACAAGCUCGUGGCCACCUCACCUCUGCCUCUGCCUGGGUGCUGUUCCCCAGAUAUCUGCUCUGUCUCUCUCACCUCCUCAGAGAGGCCUUCCCAGCUUGCCUGUGGAAUGAACAAAUGAAUGAUGCAAUGAAUGAAUGAAUGAAUGAGGCAGGGUACCUGGAGCACAGGUGGGUGAAAGAAGUCAGCAGACAAGGAGGCAGAGCGGGGUGGGGACCGAGGCUGGGAUGGUGGGCUUUAUUCUGAGGGCCACGAGAAGCCACGGGACAGCCUUGGGCAGGGGAGGGACAGUCCCUCACUCCCAGGAGAUGCCUCUGAGCCCACCUCCCCCUCAUGAACUUGUCCAGACAGAGGCCUGAGGCCUGGAGCAGGGCCCCGGGCCCACAGCGAGUGGAGGGACAGUCAAGAGGCAGGGGGUCCAGGCGGAAGUGGUGUGUCCUUAGUUCUACUGUGUGCCGCAGCGGCCAGAGCCGCGCCUCUGGAAGCACUGGAUUCCGGCUCUCUGAGGGCCCACUACACAUAGCCUUGGGGACCCAGUGACGAAGCAGGUCCAGCCCCAGGCCUGAGGAACAGCCCGCUACGGAAAGGGGCCUGGAUGGUGCCUGGCACAUAGUAGGUGCUCAACAAAGACUCAUUUCCUUCUUCCCGCCCCUCCCUGACUGUCACCCGUGUUGCCCUUAAUAAAGAACAGCUGCCCAUAGGCCUUUAUGAUGCUCAUACUGAAAGAGGAGCUGAGGAAGGAUCUAGGCCAACCCCCUCAUGAUCCAGAUGAGGAAACUGAGGCCCAGAGAGGGGACAACUCACCCAGGGUCACACAGCCGGCCAGCACAAGCUGGGACACAGCCUCCAGGGGCAGCCAGGCCUGGCCCCAGGGCAGAGCGUCUCAGACCAAGGGUCGGUGAAUGUGGCCCGGGGCCAAGUCCCGCACGGCGCCUGUUUUCGUACAGCCUGCCAGCAAAGACCGGAUUUUACAGACGACCAUUUGCAACUGAUUUGAUGACAGGAAAUACUAACUUUGAACUCCAAUUAAGCAAAACGUGAUUCCCCCCAAAAGAAUUCCAUUCUUCUCCGUAGUAGACCUGGAUUAUAAAAACUGGUCCUCAAUUGUUAUUGUAUUCUGAAUUUUGUCAGUUUACAAAUCGCGGACAUUGGUUUUCUCUUGUAUAAUAUCUUUGAUUUUGCCUCUUGGCCCCCAAAGCCUGAAAUAUUUAUUCUUUCCCCUGUCCUUCCUCCCUCUCCCUGCCCGGGGUUCCCGGGACUCUGCCAGGCUCACGACUCAUGACCCCCACCUGCCCUUCCUCUGCGCCUGGUGUCCAGCUGUGGCCAGUGAGCCCAGACUGCAGGACUGUGGACUCCUAGCCCAGUGCUCGCCCCGUGCUCCCAGCCCUCCUCGUGGCACUGCCCAACCCCACACCCGCCCGGCCUCGGGGGGCCCCAGUUGUCUCCCUGGAGGACAUGUGCCGUGGUGGCGUGGGGGGCGUCUGGCUGCUGCCUCUCGGCCCCCAGCUCCCCUGAGCACCACACUCUCCCCUCCCACCCCCUGCAGGAGCCAAGGCCAGCGUGGGCGCUGGAAUCUCCCCGGUAACAGGGUCUGCCCCCCCAGCCUCCUCCCCAACCUGCCGCCCCUCCUCCCUCACCCCGGCACCUGCUCCGGCCCCUCGGCCCCUCCUCCUGGCCCCUCCUGCGCCCCCACCCCUGCCGCCUCCUUCUCUGGCUCUCCAUGUCACCAUCUGUGGACAAUCCCUCUCUGUCACUCUCCCUGCCACCCCUCCUUCUCCUUCCUCCUUCCUCGCUCUGCUCUCUCUCUGCCUCUCUCCUCUCUCUGCAUCUCUCCCUCUGCCCCUUCUCCUGCUCCCUCUCCUCCUCCUUCCCGUCUCCCUGUCACGCAUUUCUCAUCACCCCCCUCAUUCUGGCUUUCCACCCACUCGCUGGCUUCUCUCUCUCUCUCUCUCUCUCUCCACCUCCGACCGACCCCCCUUCCCUCUGUUCCUAUUGGCUCCUCACAGUCCACUCUUCCCCUUUUCCUUCUCUUUGUGGGGAGGCUUCUGCUGCAGACCCCCCAUCUGUGCCCCUACCCUGCCCCCCCAGGACGUGUCCUGGAGAUGGGGGGUGACGCACCCGGUGCCGGUGGGAAGUCGGGGCCGGAGACCAGAUGGGAGCGGCCCCGUGGGCAGACGUGGCCGCCGCGGGCCUGAGAGGGGCCGCCGGCCUGCGAGCGGUCUAGAAGUGGGCACUGUGUGGGGACCCUGGUGAAGGGGUGCUCUGGAGUCCCUGGGGACCAGGCAGGGAGAGGGGCCAGCAGGAUGAUAACCGGCCUGGCAGCAAGGAGGGGAGCCCUCACCCCAUGGGCAGAAUCUUGGAAUCACAGAACAGCAGAAUAUCGGAGCUGGAAGAAACCAGAUGCAUCACGGCGUUGGCCUCCUCGGCUCACGUGCCAGCUUGCCUGAGCUCCCUCUGUGCUGGGCACUCUGCUCGGCACACUCCCAUUAAUCCUUUGAACAGCCCUGGGAGGGUGCAGUACGUCACUGGCUUAGCCUGGAACCUGAGUGACAAGAAGCUGGCAGCACCGUUAGGAUUCUAAAGCCCACUGCCCCAGGAGCCCCUCCCUUCGUGCCGCUGUCCCGGGCUUGGAGAGCUGCUGAGGGCCGAGGGGGAGGGGAAGUUGGAGGUCAGAUUGGGGGUCUCCCCCCCGCUUGGAGCAGCAGCGAGGGGUGCUCUGAGCCCCAGGCUGGGGUAUGGUUCUCAGCCUUGUCCUGCCUGGUGCUCAGAGCCCUUGACGGCCCAGGUCACCAGGCAGGGGUCAUUGGGCAGGGGCACCCAGAUGGACUCACCCACCCAGAGGCGUUUGCUCGAGUUGGGGGUGCCUCCCCUUCCAGAAGCUUUGCACCUUAAAAGCAGUGUCCGGAUAGGGUCUCGCUGGAGGCGGUUCAGGCCCAGGGUGAGUGGGCCGCGGGUGUUGGAGGAAAGGCUUGUCCUCUGAGGGACUUCUUUCUCCCUCGGGGUUUCUGGAGGAGAGUCAGGGGACAGCCCAGAGCCAAGGGACGGGGUGAGGGUGUCACUAAGACAAAAGAGCAGGGGAAGGUCUGGGUCUCAGAGGAGGCCCUGCUUUCAGCCUUGGCCCCUAACUGGGCCUCCUGUGAGCCGGGAAGCUCUGCCGAGGGCGGCUGCCAAAUCCCGGGGCAGCGCCUCUCCCGGGGCCUCAGUCUCUACCAGCAGCAGUGCACCCCUGCUCUGCACUAAGAAUCGUCCACUCUGGGUUCCUCUGAUUCAUUCGAUGCCUCACACACUGACACGGAGCUGGGGUUGAGGGAAAGAGUCAAAGCUGAGUGGGAGCAUCUCCAACCUAGGGAGCAUCAAGUCUGGCAGGGGAGCCUGGCAGAGUCCCAGCUCCUUAGGAUACGCCAGAGGGAAGCCUGCGGCACUGAUGCGGGAGGAGGCAGCUGUCCGUGUACCUACCGCCAGCACGUUGUGAAUUUCUCCAGCACAAGUCGGCCCUGGGGGAGAAGGGGGCCCGGCCACCAGCACCCAGGCCAGUAGCUGACUGCUGACUGCCCUCCUCUCAGCCAUGGACACCCCCAGUUAUGCUUCAUCGGUGCCCAUGACCUCGGAACCUGGGAACACCUCCUCAGCCUGGCCCCUGGAUGUCACCCUGGGAAAUGUGUCCUCGGACCCGAGCACGACAGGGCUCGCCAUCAGCGGUGUUCUGAUCCCACUGGUCUACCUGGUGGUGUGUGUGGUGGGCCUGCUGGGCAACUCACUGGUCAUCUACGUGGUCCUGCGGCAUACGGCCAGCCCGUCGGUCACUAACGUCUAUAUCCUCAACCUGGCGCUGGCUGACGAGCUCUUCAUGCUGGGGCUGCCUUUCCUGGCUGCCCAGAAUGCCCUGUCCUACUGGCCCUUCGGCUCCCUCAUGUGCCGCCUGGUCAUGGCCGUGGACGGCAUCAACCAGUUCACCAGCAUCUUCUGCCUCACCGUCAUGAGCGUGGACCGCUACCUGGCGGUGGUGCAUCCCACUCGCUCGGCCCGCUGGCGCACGGCGCCCGUGGCCCGCACGGUCAGUGUGGCCGUCUGGGUGGCCUCAGCCGUGGUGGUGCUGCCCGUGGUGGUCUUCUCGGGUGUGCCCCGUGGCAUGAGCACCUGCCACAUGCAAUGGCCGGAGCCGGCGGCGGCCUGGCGAGCUGGCUUCAUCAUCUACACGGCUGCGCUGGGCUUCUUCGGGCCGCUGCUGGUCAUCUGCCUCUGCUACCUGCUCAUCGUGGUCAAAGUGCGCUCGGCGGGGCGGCGGGUGCGGGCGCCCUCGUGCCAGCGGCGGUGCUCCGAGCGCAGGGUCACACGCAUGGUGGUGGCCGUGGUGGCGCUCUUCGUCCUCUGCUGGAUGCCCUUCUACGUGCUCAACAUCAUCAACGUGGUGUGCCCGCUGCCCGAGGAGCCCGCCUUCUUCGGCCUCUACUUCCUGGUGGUGGCGCUGCCCUAUGCCAACAGCUGCGCCAACCCCAUCCUCUACGGCUUCCUCUCCUACCGCUUCAAGCAGGGCUUCCGCAGGGUCCUGCUGCGGCCCUCCCGCCGUGUGCGCAGCCAGGAGCCCCCGGAGGGGCCUCCGGAGAAGACGGAGGAGGAGGAAGAGGAUGGGCAGAAGGACGGGGAGGAGGGGGCAGGGAAGCAAGGGCAGAGGAAAGGGAAGAAGGACCGGGUCAGCCGGAUCACACAGCCGGGCACCAGCGGGCAGGAGCGGCCGGCCAGCAGCACGGCCGGCAAGGAGCAGCUGUUCCUACCCCAAGAGCCCUCAGCUGGAGAGAAGUCAGGCACACUGCACAUCAGCUAUCUGUAGGGGCCUGCAAGCACCAGGGCGGCCUGAGCACCGGGUGGAGGCUGUGGGUGCGCCUAGGGCCUGCCGCCUGAGGUGCCAGGGGCCCGUGAUGGGAUGUCUGGACGCCUGGGCUCUGAUCCCAGUGCUGCUGGGACUCGCUGUGUGACCUUGGAUGGGUCAGCGUCCCCUCUCUGGGCCUCGUGUUGUCCUCUGUGACUCAGGGAUGGGAGUAUUCAGCCUGGAUGAGCUCUGUCAGAUGGGAAGUCUGGAGGGGCGUCAGUGUGGGGCUGAUCCUCCUGAGUCAGGCCCAGGUGGAGGGGACAGGUGCAGACUGGCCUUUCGCUCAGAGACAGAGCAUCCUGGGGCAGCAGCCUGGGUCUUGGCCCAGAGGGAUAAGCCAAGGCCUGGAUUUCCUGAGUCAGGUUCCCGGGAGAGGGACGGGGGCCCCAGGUUCACAGGCAGCUGGACUGGGGCCCCAAAGAGAAGUCCUACCUAGUAGGAGGAGGGUUUGAGACUGCCCAGGGCCUGUGUCAGCUCUCCCUACGUGCUGCAAGGGCUCUCCCCUCGGGACCUCAGGCCUCACCCGCUGAACAACCCAAUGACCUCCAGGCCCUCUGGCCCAGACAGUUGGUGCCAGGGCUCCUGUGCGUCUGGACACGAGGAGACAGGCAGAUUAUCCGGGAAGCUAAUUAAGUCCAGCUUCAGGGUCCCCUACUGCUCGGGCCCUUCUGAGGUCCUGCAUCUAAUCUUGUACUUGUAAUUUUAAGAGGGACCCCAAAUUGCAUAAGCUUAGGCCCCCCAAAACCUAGCUUAGCCUCUGUUGAGGGCAGCUGACCAAUCCCCAGACCAGCUCACUUUGUGUCCUGUGGCUGUAGGAGGGCAUCUCAGGAUCUCUGAGACCUCCAGGAGCCCCCUCAUAGGAGGAAGCAUCCUUGUUCCUCCCCUCCCAGUGCCCAAGGCAGGGACCCAGCCCAGGCAGACGGGCCUGGAAAGAAAGAGUGUCUGAACGGUGCUGAGAGCAAAAGGAUGGGGGUGGGGAGAGGGCAGGAGGAAAGAGGAACAGGAGGGAGGAGUAGGAGGAGGGUGGAGGACACAUCUGCUCCAUGACCUUGGAGCUGUCCUUGGCCCCUCUGGGCUGAGCCCUGUUGCAGCAUCGAUGACACUGGGUUGCUGACGCCUGGCCUGAUCAAUCUCAAGGGAGGAUGUCAUCAGGGUGGAACAGCAAAUGCUCUGAAAGCCCCAGGGCUGGGACCUGGUUGGUGCUGGGAAGAAGGCAGGGCCUUGAGGGAAGCCUGGGGGUGGAGCCCAGAAGCGGGACCUGGCUCCCAGGGAGGGUGGGAGGAAUGGUGCGCCCCCCGCAGGUCAGGGAGCAGAACUCCCCAUCCUCUAUAUUCCCUGGGGCUACAGUUCCGGGAAGCCCAGGGGAAACAAGAGGAGGCUGGAGCGGGACCACAGAAGAGGCCACUGUCCAAGACUGGCCAUGGACCAGCCUGCACUCGCUCCCAGAGACGACCCCUUAGAGCCACAGUGAGACUGGCCCCGGGGAGGGAGGGACCUCGGGCUAAAUCUGCCAGCCCACCACCCUGCAGAGGGUGGGGCAUCCUCAGGGACAGCACGAGAACCACAAAUUGGGAGCCCUAGAUCUUCAGUGCACCUCAGGAUCCUGGUUAGCCUUGACUUCUCUGGGCCUCAGUUUCCCCAUCAUAAAAUGGAGGUGGUUGUCCCAGCUUGCCUGCCUCCUGGGGUGUGGGAGGAAAAUGAGUCCUGCUGGGUGAACUGACUGGUGCACUGCAAUGGGUGGGGGUGGGGCGCAUCAGAUUAUAAAACGGAGGCGGCCCCCUGCCAGGCUCGGCCUACACCCCCUUCUCCUCCACCAAGCGGCCUCCAUUGUCUCCAGCCUUUGGGACUGAAAACACUGCAGGACACGACCAAAGGGGAGUUGGGGCCAAGGAGCAGGGAGGCGGGGCUUGGGGGAGAGAUGGGCCCCCUCAGGGGGAAGGAAGUUCACAAAACCAGACCUUAUGUGGAGGUUGGAGGCUGGAGGCCCAGCUCUCAGUCUGGGGUUCCCCUGAGGAGGAUCUGGGGCUCCGAGGGAAGAGGGCCCCCUAGCAUUCCAGCAUCCCUGGCUGGCCCUGCCUUCCCACCCGAUUCCUGGGGCAGGCGACCGCGUUCUGCAGGGUGGCUGGGAGGCCCCCAGGGAAAUCUGUUGCUGCUUCUGCCCCUAGCUCUUGUCAAUAAAGACGGUGACACAUGACAACA